Messenger RNA from Sarcophilus harrisii (Tasmanian devil), 5229 nucleotides. RefSeq names its product ankyrin repeat and LEM domain containing 1 (gene ANKLE1). Gene Ontology annotation, molecular function: endonuclease activity; protein binding. Lineage: Eukaryota; Metazoa; Chordata; Mammalia; Dasyuromorphia; Dasyuridae. The coding region runs from base 1419 to 4169 and encodes 916 amino acids. The record is from RefSeq and is a predicted model, not a curated record. The transcript is spliced from 8 exons.
CAUUACUGAUGAGUUGGAACUGAUUUGGAUCAUUUCAUUGUUAAGAGAGCCCAGGUGGACCAUCAUUAAAGGACUUGAGCUUGUAGUGUGCAGGGAACUUUUCCCAACCAUUUUCUCCUGGAAAGCUCAUCAUGUCAUUAAAAUGUUGGGAUUGAGAAUUCCUUAUCCUUUAUUGAAAACAGAAUAGAUUUAGGCUUUUCCCCUGAUGGGCUAUUAGCGACAAAAGGCUGGGGAAAUACUGAGGACACUGAGUAUGGAAGAGAUGAAAAAGGAAUUGUUACUGUCUUUAAAUAGCUUGGGGCAGAAUUAGCACUAGUCUAUAGCUUUCACUUCUAUAUAAGAGUCCUGACAAAUGGGGCUGUUUAAAAAUGCAAUAGCUUGCCUGGAGAGUGUAUACUGUUCUAGAGUAUUCAAAUGUUGGUUCAAAUAAUAUGGGCAGGCAGAGAAGGGAUUCAUCCCUCUUCUUGUGGGAGCACGACUGGAGACGUUAGGGUUCCCUUUUGAAUCAAAGAUUCUGUAAUAACUAAAAAUAUUUGAGCUUAAAGUGUUGAGUGACCUGUCCAGAGAAUGAGAGGACCAUAACUACUAUUUCAAACCCGAGAAUUGAUGGUGUCCAUGACAUUUCACCAGUUUCUUCAAGACCUCCAGUGAUGAGGAAUUAAUUAGCAGCCGUAUUUCAUCAAGAACUCCAAUAAUUAGCUAGUUCAUCUUUAAAACGGUUUGAUUUGGAAUAGUCCCUGGGUACCAAGUAUCCAACGGAACUGACUCCCUUCUGGCCAAGCACAAAGCAAUGGCCAAAUGCUGAGGAAGCAUUCAUUCCACCCCCCUCCUUUAGCUGCGCUGUCAGUGCUGGAGACAAAUAUGGCCUCUGUGUUUCCCUUCAGGUUCACUUCUGCCACUGAUUUGCAGGAGGGAAAUAACCCCUCAAAGGGAAGCCCCUAAAGAAGCCUAGUUAGGACUGGACAGCUGCGAGGGGAGUUGGGGAGCCAGGGCCUCGGCCCGCCUCCGCAGCAAGCUGCGGCCGCCUCCCCGCCCCAAGCAGCCCGGCGGCAGUAGCCGCUUCCCUCGGGCCCCGCCCUAAACCUCCGGUAAUCCCUUUCCAAUCCUGAGCCCUCCUUUGUGCAGUGGGUGGGGGUCUCCGAGCUCAGGACGCACUCUGGGUGGAUGCCCCAGCACCUGAGGCUGGGAGAGCCGCCGCCCCGGCCCACGGCGCCUGCCCGCACUUUAUCGCUUCCCUCCAGGCGCCACCCAGCUGCUUAUCGCCGAGGUCUGCGACCCGGGAGAGGGAACCGCGCCGCUAGCGGAGCUCUGCUGACGCGGGGCCCAGGCUGCGGAACGCCUGGCACCGCCCCUUGCCGUAGGCCCAUCGCGGGGCGGCCCGGGCCGCGCAGGCGCACGGAGCAGCGAGGGAAGUUCGAAUGGCCGAGAUGGGACCGUGGACAGCGGACUGGACCAAGGAUAGCCCCGACUGCCGGGACUCGGCCCGGCUCGGGGGAGCGACAGGCGCGGCCGCCCUGGCUCUGGCGUGGAGGCUCCGAGAAGCGCUGAACGCCGGGCAGGCUCGGGAAGUGGAAUCGCUGCUGAUGCUCGGGGCCGACCCCAACCUGGUGUUGCCGGACGGCGUGGCCGCAGUCCAUCUGGCGGCGGGGAGCGAGCAGGAGAGCGGCCUGCAGUGCCUCGCUGUGUUGCUGCGGCACGGAGCGGACCCCAAUGCCCGGUCCGAGGAUGCUCUGACCCCUGUGCAUGUGGCUGCCUCCUGGGGUUGUUACAAGUGCCUGAAACUCCUUCUGAGGGAAGGAGGUGACCCUGAGCUUCAGGACCAGGAUGGGAAAAGAGCGCUGGACCUGGCUGUGGAGCAGGAGAACAAGGCGUGUGUGGAAAUCCUGAGGGAGCGGGCUGCCUCCCAAGGGCUGCUCCCCUGUCCAGCCCUUUGCAGAGAGCAGGAUCAAAGCCCCAGCUUCUCGGCCCUCAAUGGAGACGACCUGGACACCAGCAUCUGGGGACUUUCAGAUAUGACUGUUAGCCCGUGGCCUCUGGGCAGCCCAGUCAGAACCCAGCUGGAUGGUCCUGAGGUGGGGGGUGAAGCUUUGGGGGCUGAGCACACCCUCCCAAGCCAGGCUCUCCCAGCCCAUCCUCAGCCCACAAAGGGAAAAGGGCUUGGGGUGGAUAAACUCUCUGGAUCUGACUUCAGCUUCCCUGCCCCCCUCUUUCCCCAGCCCACUUCCUCACCUUCCGCAGCUCCUACACUGGGCUCUCUGCCCCACUUGGGCCUGGAGGACAAACCUCCGGACCACAGCCGCCUCUCUCACCCAGACCCAGACCUGUCCUAUGAAGAUCUAGAUGAGACCCUGUCUAGCUCCCUCCCUACUGCUAGGGACACUUCCUCUACUGACUCCUUUCUCACUGCUGUGGAAGCCUUUGAGCCUGAUGGCCACGGACCCGAGGCUGUCCCAUCCACCCCCUCCGUCCCGGGUACCAAUGUGGCUGCGCCGUCUCUGCUCAGGGAGAGUAGGAGUGGGUCCCAGCCGGGCAGCACUGCAGGGACCAGCCCCACCCAAAGAGAGCCCUUGGACAUGUGUGCCCCGGAUAGCAGGGCUCCCCAGACAUCAGGGCCCCCCAGGAAGGAGCUGCUUUAUACAGCCCUGAGGGCUGAGCUCAGGGCCAUGAUCCUGAGUGCCGAGCACUCCCAGCCCGCUAUAGAGGAAUUGGGCAUGCUGCCAGGCAGGGUGGACCCUGUGAGCCAGCUAAGUGCCCAACUGAGGGGGCUGGUUCUGGGUUCUCCCCCAGAGUCCCAAGAGUUGGUUACUACUAGGACAUCCUGUGAGCUGCAGGGCUUGGUCUCCCACAGUGGCGAAGGCUACAGGUCCUUUUCUGACCAGAGAGUGGAACAGGGCCCACCCCUGAAAGUGCUGCCAGGAAGGGGUGGCCCAAGCUCCCUGGACAAUGAGACUCCCGGGCAAAGAAAGCCCCCAACUCUGGGCAGGUUAGAAGAGGGCGGAGUGAGUCCCCUCCCUCCCCAGACUGGCCACUCAGUAGCAUUCGCUGAAGACGACCUAUUUAAUGAGUUCCUGACCGAUGACAAGACUUCCCAGAGCAGUGAGGAUAUGGAUGGGGCCAGUGUGUGGCUGACAGAGGAUGGGGAAGAUGAAGAUGACCACAUCCCCCAAAGCCACAGGACCAGCUCCUGCCAGAAUCGCAUCGGGAAGUCUCCAGAGGCACCUAGUCCAACCCUGCAUCCUCGACCAUUCCCUGUGGGACGCUCCCCGCAGCCUUCUGGACCAGAGCCUCUGAGUGCUGAUCCCAAACCCGGGCCCAGCUUCCCAGACCAGCAUCUACCACGUGCUGAGGACACAGUCGCGGAUAGGGAAUGUGGCUGUCAUCCAGCCCUACCCUUCCCAGCACGAGGCCCUUCCACCCUGCCCAACCAGGAGCAGUCAUGUCAGUGGCAGGCCCUUGGGGAGAGCCCAGGCUCGGGUCCCGCCUUCCCCAGACAAUACUACCUCAAGCAACUGAAGGAGGGGAGCCCUGGGGGGCCAGCUGCAAGGUACAGCCGUGAGCUGACUCUGGCCCUGCAGACAGGCUGUGUGCCUAAUGCCCAGGAUGAUGAGGAUGUCCUGGCUCAGCAGUUCGACCAGCCAGACCCAACCCAGAGGUGGCGUGAGGGGACUGUGAAGUCAAGUUUCACCUACCUGCUGCUGGACCCCAGGGUGACCCAGAAUCUACCCUCCCAUUGUCACAUCCUGAGCCCCGCUGAAUGCUUCCAGACCUUUAUACAAGCCAUCUUCUACGUGGGUAAAGGCACUCGGACGCGGCCAUACUCCCACCUGUCCGAGGCCCUGCGUCAUCGCCGGGACCGGCAGAAGCAGACUUGCCCCAAGGUGGCGCGCAUCCUGGACAUUUGGGCAAGUGGCCACGGGGUGGUCUCCCUGCACUGCUUCCAGAAUGUCGUGGCGGUGGAAGCCUAUACACGGGAGGCGUGUCUGGUGGAUGCCCUUGGGACACAGGUGCUCUCUAAUCAGAAGAAGGGCCACUACUAUGGGGUGGUGGCAAGUUGGCCGGCUCCACGGCGCAGAUGGCUGGGCGUGCACCUGCUGCACCGCGCGUUGGCCAUCUUCCUAGCGGAGGGGGAGAGGCAGCUCCGGCCCCCAGACAUCCAGGCUGGCACCUGAGAAGGAUCAACCGUGGGCUGCUGAAACUGGGCCGUGAAUGGCUCUGUCUUCCCCCAGCACCCAGGUCAGACCCCAAUUGGGCAUGCCCGGAUCGGACCUCGAGUGGGCAGACCCUGAGUGACCCUCAGACAAGGAGACGGGUCUGCCGGGGACCCCAAUGGCUUGAGCUCCUCUCCAGUGUUCACUGAGAUGGUCCCCAGCCCUGUGUGGCCACAUGGGUUCUGUGUUAUGACUGUUGGAAGCUGCCCGGCAUGGCUCUGCUCGGCCCUGUCUACAGCUGGGGGUCAGUGCUGACGAAUUCAACGGCCCCAUUUCUAGGCCUUCAGCUGCGGUGGGUGCAGCCGGUGACGUCCUUGGCUGAGGGUCCCAUUUCUUUCUCUGUGGGACGGCUACCCCUAUAAUCGGUGGGGUCAAAGGCUCUCUCCCAGGAAAAUGGCGUGCUGGCUAGCUUCCUGCCCAGUUCCUGGCUCUGGGGAUACAGGCCCCAGUACUUCCAGCUGUUAGUGGCCAAAGGGUUUUCAACAAAGCCUCGUGACAUGGAUGAUGGAGGCCUUAGCCAUAGAUUCCUAGCAUACCAACCAUGGGAGGGACCCCACAUUCUCUCCACCUGCUUCCUCUUAUAGGUCCGAAAACAGGCCUACAGGGAGGAAGGGACUCACCUAAUGUCAUCCUGCUUAUAAAUCAAAUACCAGGGCUGUGACUGGCACCCAGAGAACCUGCUUCCAAGCCCCAGGCUCUUUAGGCCAGGCUAUGAGCCUGCAAGAGGACCCCAUUUACAGAAGCUAGUUUUUUUUCCCCUUGAUUUUAGCCACAAAGAACCUUUUUGUCUCAGAGGUAUUUGCCCAAGGUCACACAGCUAGUCCCACUUCUGGAGCUUCGAAGCCUUGCUAUUCUUCCCAAAGCCUAGUGAAUGAGCAGGCUGACAAAUGACCAUUCUGACUCAGUGGGUGAUAGAAAAGUUAGGUGUUGGAAUCUUUACAAAGUGUUAAGCCAUUGGAGUUGAUUUGAUCUUAGAAAGAGAUAUUUUGGGCCAGAACUUGAAACAAGGUACUAAGUGGAA